Oncorhynchus mykiss (rainbow trout) is the source of this 5954-nucleotide messenger RNA. NCBI's taxonomy places the organism in Eukaryota, Metazoa, Chordata, Actinopteri, Salmoniformes, Salmonidae. The record is from RefSeq and is a predicted model, not a curated record.
CGAACUAGAAGCGCUUGCGUCAAUUUUUUGAGAAUAUUUUAAUGGUCUGCGUAAUAACCAUCCAUGGAAGGUUGGCCUACUUUCAACACAAUUGAUUUAUGAAUAGAUAGUAGCAACUUUUUGCCCAAAAAGUUGAAUCGGUAAAAUAGCCGUUCACUUGGCUCCCUGUUUAGCAUACUGUUACUACUUAUUUUUGAGCUCAAAACAACGUUUUUCUGCAGAGAAAUGACAAAAUAAUUGUCGAAAGAGGGCGAAUCCUCACUGAAGAAACAAUAAAUAGCGGGGAGGGCGUAGUAGAAUAAAUCUAAUAAUUUGUCCAGCUAAAACAAUAUUUGAAGGAGCAUUUCACGAUCUGACAAUGGUAGCCUAUGUUUUGCGCUUUACAUUGUAGAUUUGCAGUUUUGUAAAGCAUUUUUAAGCAUUUUGAACGAAUAGCUGUUUUGGAGCCGGCUCUUUUACGUGAACACUUUUACGUGAACAGAGCCAAAUGAGCCGGCUCUUUUACGUGAACACUUUUACGUGAACAGAGCCAAAUGAGGCGACUCACCGAUAAGACUCGGAAUGUCCAUCACUAUUGCUGACUUGCAGAAGCAAAGUUGUGCUAAUUACACAAACGCCAUGCAUGUCUAUUUGUGGCUAGGUUUCCAUGAUCCUCUGUUGUUUUCUCCUCAUCAAGAUCAAAAGACCACUAGAUGUAUACCUGUGCCUGCGACCUAAUGGACUACGCAAUGGGAAGGAAAGUUAUGUGACAGUGGACCUGCAGGUCCAAUGCCCACCUACGUACCCUGAUGUACCUCCAGAGUUUGAGCUGAAGAAUGCCAAAGGUCUCUCCAAUGACAACCUCCAGAGCCUCCAGACACAGCUCACUAAACUGUCUGCAGAGCGAUGUGGGGAGGUGAUGAUCUAUGAGCUGGCUGACCAUGUCCAGGGGUUCCUGAGUGAACACAACAAGCCUCUGUCCAGCUCCUUUCAUGAGGAGAUGCUGAAGGACCAGCGGCUGCAGCAGGAGAGGCUAGCCCUGGAGGAGCAGGAGAAACUGGACCAACGCCGCAGGCAGGAAGAGCAGACACAAUUUGAGAUUAUGGCUGAAAUCCAAAGGAGAGAGGAGGAGAAACGAGAGGAGAAAAGGAAAAAAGACAUUGCCAAACAGGAGCGCCUUGAGAGUAUGGACCAGCCUGCUGUAGACAGUUCUGUAUUGGGCAGCUCAUCUUAUUCCCCUGGGCCUCCACCUGAGCAUACUGAGCCCAGAAGAGGGACCAACCCCCGGAGACUGACCAACUCCAACACCCGCCACAGGCAUGGGACAGCCACUUGUAAAUAUUAUUUAGCUCUGUGCCUGAACUUAGUUAACACCGCAUGCUGUUUUUGUUGUAACCAGACGGGACACUACAGCGAGGAUAGCCCACGCUCACAGGAAGUGCUUUACUUCAGCAACAGUACCCUUGGGGAUCUCAUGGUGCAUAGAGGAAAGUGCCUUGGGGAGAGUGUGAGGCUUGGCCGUAAUGUUUAUAAUGCUUUCGACGCGACCAACGGAGAGUUUGCCAUAUACGAGUGGAUCCUACGCUGGAACAAGAAGAUUGGCAAGUUCUUCACCAGUGAGGAAAAGGGGAAGAUUGACAAUUGUAAAAAGCAGAUCCACGGUGCUGCGAGUGAGCUGAACUCCCUGCUGAAGCUGAAACACCCUAACCUGGUGCACUACCAGGCCCUGAGCUCCAGUGAGAGGGAUGACUGCCUGGUGGUGAACCUGCUGGUAGAGCAUGUGGGGGUCAGCAGCAGUCUGAGCCAGAGCCUGGCCAGCCAGACCGCCAUCCGCCUGUUUACCACCCAGUUCCUGGCUGCCCUCGACUACCUCCACUCCAACUCUGUUGUCCACAAACAGCUGGGCGCCUCAAGCGUGCUGCUGGACCACCUGGGCAACGUGCGACUCACAGACUACAGCCUCUCCAAGAGACUGGGUGACCUCUGCAAGGAGGACAUCUUUCAGCAGGCCCGCGUGCGCUUCUGUGAGGACACGCUACCUACCAAGGCUGGGAAGAAAGUGGACGUGUGGAGCCUGGGGCUGAUGCUGCUGGCACUUAGCCAGGGUGAGGAGGUCAGGGAGUUCCCGGUGUCUGUGCCCACCAGCUUGCCCGCUGACUUCCAGGACUUCCUCAACAGGUGUGUGUGUCUGAAUGAUGCUGACCGCUGGAACACCCAGCAGCUGUUGGACCACCCCUUCCUCAACCCUCCACCUCCGAAGACCCCUCCACAGUGCCAGGACGCUAGUCCAGAAGACAUUGGUGAUGACUUUGCGUCGUCGGUCAUCCCUCACAGUCACAUCCUCAAUGCUCCGUUCAGCACUGGGCUACAGAGGCAGUUCUCACGCUACUUCAACGAGUUUGAGGAGUUACAGUUGCUGGGGAAAGGAGCUUUUGGUGCCGUUAUCAAGGUCCAGAACAAGCUGGAUGGAUGUUACUAUGCUGUGAAGCGUAUCCAGGUGAACCCGGCCAGUAAGCAGUUCCGUAGGAUCAAAGGUGAGGUGACGCUGCUGUCACGCCUCAACCAUGAGAACAUCGUCCGCUACUACAACGCCUGGAUCGAGAGGCAUGAGACCCCCUCUACGGGGAUCCUGAGCUCAGACAGCACAGAGCCCCGGCGCACAGCGGAGAAACUGCCUCCGGUCCGAGCCCCUUCUCUGGGCCCCAACGAGCUGGGAAUCGGCAUGCUUGACAACGUGGAGGGUAACGCCCCACCCCCUGCCCCGGCGAGCUCGGUGGAGUGGAGCACCUCCAUCGAGAGGUCAUCUAGCGCCAAGUGCAGUGGUCACGAGUCCAGCGACGAGGAUGAUGAUGUUUUCUGUGCCUCGUUCCUCCCUUCAAACAGUGACUCAGAGAGUGACAUAAUUGUUGACAAUGGAGAUGGCAGCAUAUCCCAGGAAGAGCCAAGCAAUAGAAUGGGUGGUGACACGAUAGAGAGCACAGACUCUCUUUAUCUUUACAUCCAGAUGGAAUACUGUGAAAAAAGCACUUUACGAGACACCAUUGACCAGGGCCUCCAUCAGGACAACAGUCGCCUGUGGAGGUUCUUCAGGGAGAUCCUGGAUGGCCUGGCCUACAUCCACCAACAGGGGAUGAUUCAUCGAGACCUCAAGCCUGUCAACAUUUUCUUGGACGCUCAGGACCAUGUGAAAAUUGGAGACUUUGGCCUGGCCACAGACCAUCCUGCUAGUGUGGCCGCAGCAAGUAUACUGAAUAUUGAGGAGAGUGGCUCUGUUCUGAUUCCCAAACUGGACCAAACAGGGAAUAUGACUGGUAUGGUUGGUACUGCCCUAUAUUUCAGCCCAGAGGUGUAAGGAAAUACCAACGCCACUUACAACCAGAAAGUGGAUCUGUUUAGCUUGGGUAUUAUCCUGUUUGAGAUAUCCUACCGACCCAUGACCACCGGCUCUGAACGAAUCUCAGUCCUGAGCCAGCUGCGCAUGGAGGACAUCAACUUCCCUGAAGAUUUCCCUGAGUAUAAGAGUGGAACGCAGAUGAAGGUUAUUGGCUAGCUGCUGAACCAUGACCCGGCCCUGCGUCCCACGGCCCAGGAACUCCUGAAGAGUGAUCUGCUGCCCCCGCCCCAGAUGGAGGAGUCGGAGCUCCACGAGGUCCUGCAGCACACCAUGGCUAACGUCAAUGGCAAGGCCUACCGCACCAUGGUCAACCAGCUGUUCUCCCAGAUCACCUCCCCCGUCAUGGACUACACCUACGUUAUCGACCUCCACAAGGGCAACUUUAACUUCAACAGUGCCAGAUUGCAACCGUAUGUGUACGAAACAAUCACCAGGAUCUUCAAGAAACAUGGGGCUGUGCGUCUCCAGACCCCCCUGCUCCUCCCCAGGAACAGGAAGCUGUAUGAAGGCAGUGAGCCUUCUUGCUUGAUGGAUCACAGUGGCAUGCUGGUCACCUUGCCCUACGACCUCCGGAUUGCAUUCGCAAGAUUUGUGGCCAGAAAUAAUAUUACCCAUUUCAAGAGGUGGAGCAUUGAGCGUGUGUUCCGGCCCAGAAAGCUGGACAGAGCUCACCCCAGGGAGCUGCUGGAGUAUUCCUUUGACGUCAUUGUCCCCGUCACUAAUAGCCUGCUGCCUGACGCUGAGACCAUUUUCACCAUCUCAGAGAUUAUCCAGGAGUUCAGUGUCCUGCAGAGGAACUACCACAUCUACCUGAACCACACCAGCCUGCUGAAGGCCGUCCUGUUACACAGCGGCAUCCCCGAGGACAAACUGAGCCACGCAUCCAGCAUCCUCUGUGACGCCAUGAGUGAAAAGCUGACCAGGAGAGAGGUGGAGGCCAAGUUCUGUAACCUGUCCCUGUCCAACAACAGUUUGCAGACUCUGUAUAAAUACAUAGAGCAGAAAGGAGACCUGCAGGACCUGGUCCCCCUCAUCACCUCUCUGACCAAAUAGAAGACUGCAGUCACCCAGCUGGCAAAGCAGGGCCUUAAAGACCCGGAGGAACUCACUGGCCUGCUCAGGAGCCUGGGAGUCAAGCUACAGGUGGUGGUAAACCUGGGUCUGGUUUAUAAGGUGCAACACCAUUGUGGGGUCAUCUUCCAGUUUGUGGCCUUCAUCAAGAAACGCAGACGCGCAGCGCCAGACAUCAUGGCUGCAGGAGGGAGAUACGACCACCUGAUCCUUGAGUUCCGUGGCCCAGCGUCCUCUGCUCCUGUCCCUUCGGCAGUAGGGGCCAGUUUGGCUCUGGACAAAGUCUGUGCUGCCCUGGCCAGCAUGGAAGAGCCGGUUUUAACCUAACUCUCUGCGUCUCUCAGUUUUUGUGACGUGCUGGUGGUACCAGUAGGCCACAUCUCCAUGGGCCGAGCCAUCAACGUGGUCCAGAAGCUGUGGACAGCAGGGGUUUCUACUGACAUUGUCUAUGACGUGUCACAGUCCCAGGAGACUAUGCUGGAGCACUGUAGACAGGCUGGCAUCACCUGCAUGGCCCUUGUCUCAGACAAGGACGGGAACUACAUCAAGGUCAAGUCCUUUGAGAAGGAAAGGCAGUCAGAGAAGAGGAUUCCAGAGUCUGACCUUGUGGAUCACAUUGUUCAGAAAUGUCGGACCAAAUUCUUUGAGGAGAGAAAUAUCCGGGAAACCUCUGAGACUGUCUCUCCUCAGAACACCAAGGGGUCACUCGUCAAUGCCUCAGGAUCGUCAGAGCAGCACGGGAGCAGCGCCUCCAGUAACAUCAAUGUGUUACUUAUCUCACCAGAGAAGGUGUCCUCCAGCGGCAGACGGCGCUACGAGACCCAGAUUCAAACCAGAUUGCAUUAUCUUGCUAGCAAUUUACAGAACAAGAGCAAUGACAUCGAAGUUCUGGCUGUGGACCUCCCGAAGGCAACUCUCAUCAACUUCCUGUCAUUGGAGUUUGAUGGAGAUGAGCAGUUCAACAUCAGCGUUAAACAUCUGCUGUCACGUCUCCCCAAGCAGCGCUACCUCAAGUCCAUCUGUGAGGAGAUCCACUGCUUCAAAAUCCUAAAAAGGGCUGCUGUGGUGGUUUUGUACAGCUACAAGGACGAUUACUACAAUAUUCUUCUGUGAAACCAAAGAUGCUACUGCUCAGGACAUGCUCCAAGCUGCUCCCAGCACAACAGGCUUCCUGUGGCGCUUUUCUAUGUAGAGAAACUGUAUCUGUUUAGAAAGAUGACUUUCCUUUUGAGACUGUGAACCUAAAGGCAAAAGUGAACUUUUAGUGUUAAAUUGUGAUCCAGUUACAAUCAGCUCUGAACCUCACUGCAUUUUGUGCUCCUCCCUACAACUAGAAGGCAAAAAAAUGGUUUCUCAUCUUCUUACUGUACCUGCCUUAAUGUGUAAAGGUUAAUGUACAUUCUGAAGAGGAAUGUUUUUUUGAUUGCAGAUAAAGUGUUGCUAUAUUUCCAAAUAAAUGGCCAAUUCCAUAUUUUUAAAGUGACAUGAUGAAUAAUGGCAUUAAAUCUCA